Messenger RNA from Prorocentrum cordatum, 4085 nucleotides. Lineage: Eukaryota; Dinophyceae; Prorocentrales; Prorocentraceae. The record is from the annotation of a GenBank genome assembly.
AUGCGCGCGCGGAGUUUCGAGCAGCGCCCAGCCUCGGCGACGCUCGCUCACCGCGGGCGUAUCCGCUGUUCCGGGCGCGCCAGCCAUUGGCAGGCGCUGAAGUUCUGGAGUCGACGCGGCGAGCUCCUCCACGGCGGGGGCCCGCCGCCCAAGCGCCGCGCUCGCCAGGAGGCGGCGCGCUCUCAGCUGGAGCCAGCUGGCUCCUUCGCAGUCGCCGACAAGGAGAACGCUUCGGAGGGCCCCGACGGCAACCGCUGCGCGGACGGGCGGCGCAGCCUGGAGAUGGAAGCCUUCGCGGAAUUCGGAGAGUUGCGCCGGUGGGCUCCCAUGCGCGGCCCCGAGUGCCCGCAGGGUCAAGGUUCGCCGGGCGAGACCAGCGCGGCCAGCCUUGGCACGAGCGGACCGAUCGGCGGAUCGCGCGACGAGGCGAUCCAGGCCAUGGCCGGCGACCCCGACAUCGCGAAAGAAGGCGAGGCUCAAGAGGCGCAGUUCCAGGCCGCGGCCAUCGAGAGCUGCAGCCACGCGUUGGAGCGCGCGGAGGCGGGGCCGGCACCCCUGCGGGCCGAGCCGCGCCUGGCCUUUGCCCGACAGCCGGCGUCGCCCGCUCCGCUGUCCUCAAUGGACCCGCGUGGCGGGCCUCUGCCUGCACAGCGCGCGCCCGCGCCCGCGGCUACACGGUCGCUGUCAGUGCGCGCGGAGGUUGCGCGGCCGGUGCGCUACGUUUGCGGCACGCCGCUGACGCCGCACUCGCUGUCUCCCGUGCCGCCGUCGGUGAAGGCACCGUCGCCGGUGCGGGUUCGCCCCGCCCUGCCGCUGACGCCACGCCGCCUGCAGUCUCCUUCCCCGCCCUCGGUGCAGGUUCUGGGGCCGGCGCCGUCGGCCCGCACGCUGGAGAUCUCGCAGAAGCGGCGGCCUGGAUCCCCACCUGGCGCGGUCACCCACCUCGGGCAUCCGUCCAUGCCGCGGUCGCCCACCCUGGACACCUCCUGCACCACGCUGUCGCCCUCCUGUUCCUGGAGCCCCCUCACGACGCCGUCCAGGCACUCUGUCUUCGCGCCCGACGCCGAGGACGUCGUCGUCGCGGCCCCAGGCUCCAGCAGCGCCGGCGCCCUGCUCGCAGGCCAGGCCCCACGCGGCGGCAUGCCCUCCGCCGUGGCCCGUGGGCGCCUCUGCAGUUCGACGGCGCCCCCGCCCGUAGGGCUCUUCCUUGCCAGAGUGGUCCCCGCAACCACGGCCACAGCGCCUGCGGCGGCCGCCCGCGCCGUGACGCCCACAGCGCCUGCGGCGCGCGGGCCGCUGUCGGGUCAGGCGGGUGGGCCAGCCUCGGACGCGCGGGCACCUCCCGUGACGAGGCUAGCCUCGGCGAAGGACUCGACGGGCGCCAGCGAGGACGAGUCCGAUUUUCAGAGCACCGUCAUCGUGAGCUCCAGGAGGGCGUGGGCAGGGCCUGAGCCGGCGACGCGAGGGAUGCCGCUGCGUGACACGGCCUCCUCAGGCACGGCAGCGGACCGGUGGGGGACCGAGGCGCUGGCGACCGUCCCUGCCGACCCCGCCCAGGCCGAGCGAUGCAGCAUGCACGUCGAGUCCACAGGCAGAAGCGCCCCCGACAUGGAGGCCGACCUGAGUCGGGUGCAGGUUCUCUUCGUCGCGUGUCCUGGCGACCAGGGCCAUUGCUCUGGAGAGUACUGGCUUCAGCAGGGGAUGGCCAACGGCAUGCCGCUUUGGCGCCGAGCCGGGUCUGGCGAGGAGCGCUGGCUUUUCAGGUGGCGGAUCAACGGCCAUUGGGUCAUCGGCGGUGCUCCGCGCGGUGCCCCGCUCUUCUCCGAGGAUGACAUCUUCAAAUCGACCGUGGGUUUCGUCGACAGCGAGCGUGGCCCGUGCGUGAAGGUGUCCACUGAGGAGCCUGCAGCGACUGGGCCUGUGGCCCCGCCGCCGCGAACGACAGCACUGGCUCCAGUCCCGCCGGCGGCGGCCACCGCACCGCCGGGUACUGCGCUGGCGCCCGCAACCGCUGGGCCUGAAGAUACCGCGGCAGCGCCAGCCGCGGCGACUUCUUCGCCCCCGGCCGCGGCUGCGCCGCUCGCUGCCCCGCUGGCCUGCUUCGCGUCGCCCGUCGCCGUCCAGCCUCCCCAGACUCCGCGGCUGGGCCACGCCCGUGAGGCCGCCCCUGGCAGCCCGCAGCGCCUCGGCCCGAGCCUCUCGGAGUGGGCCGCUCUCUCGCAGGGCGGAGACUCGGGCGCGCCGGGCUCACACCGCAGGAUCGCGGAGAACUGCCAGAGAAGCGAGCAGAGGGCGUGGGCGGAGCGGGACGCCGCUCAGGCGCGGGCCGACCAGAGCGCGCUGCAGCUGCAGAGCGUCGAAGCCAGGUGCCGCGAGGCCGUGUCGGCGGCGGAGCGCGACCGCUUGGCGGCCCAGGAGCUGGAGGGCGCGCUGGAGCUCGAGCGUAGGCUGGCGGCGGAGGCGGUGGAGUCGCACAGCCUGGCAGAGGCGAGCCUGCGAGAGGCGGAAGGCCGCUCGCGCGAGAUGCUGGCCGACUACUGCCAGCUGCAGUCGUCGCUAGCCGGCGAGAGAGCGGAGUGCCGGGGCCUCCGCGGCCAGGUCGCCAGGAUGACGGAGGUGCUGCGUCGCCUCGGUGGCCCCGACGCCCCGCACGGUGGGGCGGCGCCCGCGCGGCCGCCCCGCAAGAGCGAGGCGUGCGAGGCGGAGGGCGAGGCAUUGUCCCUCAAGGAGGACAUCUGCCAGCUCGACGCUGUGGUCGGCGACGUGGCGCGGCAGCUGGAGGGACUGCUCCAGGCCCGCCCCGACCCAGGCGCCUGCCCGCGGCCGGCCCAGCAGGAGCUGGAGCAGGAGCUGGCCCAUGCCCAGGGCGACGGGCGCAGGCUCGCGGCCGAGCUCGAGGCGGCGCGGCUGCGUCAGCAGCUCGAGCUCGCCGAGGCCGCCGCCGCGGAGCUGCGGCGGGAGCUGGCCGAGGCUCGGACGAAGGCGGGCUGCGCGGAGGCGCUGGAGGCCGAGGCCUUGGCCAAGGCCUUGGCCGAGGCAGCCCGCUCCAGGGCCCUGGAGCAGGAGGUCGUCCAGGCCCGCGCCGAGGCUGCCCGCAUCGCGCGGGAGGCCGACGACGUCUCGCUCGAGGCGGCCCGCGCCAGGGGCCUCGCGCUCACGGGCCCGCCCACGCUGCUGGAGGAGGAGCGCCGCAUGCUGCUGGAGGACAUCCAGCGUUACGGCUGGACGUCCAAGUCGUGGAGGAUCAGAGCGGCUUCUCGAUGCUGCACUGGGCCGCCGCCGAGAACAACGUCGCCCUCUGCAGGCAGCUGGUGCAGUUCCGGGCGGACCUGCUCGCCCAGGACGACUUCGGCAGGACCCCGCUCCAGUGCGCCCGCGACGCCGGCCACGCGGGGGCGGCCGCGUCCCUGGCGGAGCUGCUCCCCCCAGCCACAGCAGCAUCGUCGCCCUCCUUCCGCGGGCCGUGGGGCCUCGCGGCGGAGGCGGCCAACAGUCCGCGGUCCGGGAGCCGCUCCGCGGGCGACCCGCGCUCCGAGCCGGGCGAGGCAGACCUGCCCCCGGGGCUGGAGCAGGUGGUGCGGCAGAUCGACCAGUGCGGCUGGCAGAACGUGCGCUGGGCGAAGGGCUUCACGGCGCUGCACAUGGCCGCGGCGCAGGGCUGCGCGGGCCUGUGCGCCCAGUUCCUGGCCCAGGGCGCGGAUCCGUGGGCGCAGGACGACUCGGGGAAGACUGCUCUCGACUACGCCCGGGAGUCCGGUUGCGCGGGCGCGCUCGCGCAGCUCGAAGGCCAGGCGUGGCGAGGCACAGCUUGUCUGAGCAGCGCGCCGCCAGUGUGACCCGGGCCCAGUCACGGCCCCAGCAGUGCUGCGGCGCUUUUUCUCCUACCAGGAAGUUGCGUCCACAUGACGCGGUCUACCUGAGCGAGAGUUGGAUACAAGCGUGGCCACAUGUAUUUCCAUUUCUUGGUAUGUGUUUAUAGACAUUGUUUGGCCGCUACAUGUAACCUGAGGAGGUAUUUCAUGAUGCCCCCUCUGAGCACUCGGCUGGCAAAUACACUCGUCCCUCCCCACCUCACCCUUCCCCCC